AAAUAUGACACCUUUUCUUUAUUAUCCUUACUCAUUUAUCUAAAGCCAUUUCACCAUUCCUAUAUAGAGCCAUGGAAAUUGAAAACAAAAUAAUGUUAGAAAUGGGAAGGAAUAUUUCCAUGAGGUUUGAGAGGUUGGCGGCGGCUUUUGAGAGUGAUGAGGUGAAGCGUGUGAGGUUAUGCGAAAGCAGUGGAAGCGAGCACUCAACUGAUUUGUCAGAUCUUGUGAAAUCGUUUAUGGAGAAGAAUUCUGUGAAAGAAGAUUCGGUUGUUCAUGAGAAUGAUGAUGGUGAAUUUGAGUGGUAUGAUUAUUCCGAGAAAAAGAAGAUACUGCAAGAGAUUUUUGGGGAUGAUGAUGAUGAUAAUGUGAAAGAAAAGAUUAGAAGAGAGGUUGAAGUUGCAAUUCAGCUUGUUGCUGAAGAUAAAGCUGAAGAUAAAUCUUCGCGGGGAUUCAAACGCCUCGUCAUGUCACGUUUGCGGGAGAGUGGUUUUGAUGCUGGUCUUUGCAAAACAAGGUGGGAAAGGAAUAGAAAAUUUCCAUCCGGUGACUACGAGUACAUUGAUGUGAAUUUUGCUGGAAAUAGAUACAUAGUUGAAAUAUCUCUUAUGGCUGAAUUCGAAAUAGCUCGUCCUAUCGAUCAAUAUGCUUCUUUACUUGAUGUAUUUCCUUUUGUAUUUGUUGGGAAAGUGGAAGAGCUGAAAAAGGUUGUGAGGUUGAUGUGCACUGCUAUUAAGGACUCGAUGAAGACCAUGGAAAUGCAUACACCUCCAUGGAGAAGAAAUAGUUAUAUGCAAGCUAAGUGGUUUAACCCUUACAAGAGAACCACUAAUGAGGUUGCUGCAACAAGAAAAUCCAUUGGAUUUGAAGCAUACAAUUGCAGGGAAAAUUUUGGGAGGAAAAGUGCUUUCAAAUAUGGAAAUUUGACUGCAUCAUUUAAUGUAGAUGGCAUUGGGAUGCAAUUAUAGUCAUGUUGAAGAAGAGUGUACAUAAAAGUUUUUUCCCUGUUGAUUGUGUCCUACCCCUUAGCAUAAGGCACAGAGUGCUUCAGCACAUUUUUUCUUGUGAGUUGUGUAAUGGGGUGAUUUUGCCUUUUGGGUUGGGAUGACUUGGGUAAUGAAUAUUACUACUACCUUUGUCCAUUGUUAUAAGAAAAAUUUUGGCACAUUUUUGGGUCUUUAUCAUAAGGAAAAGAAGUACAUUAUAAGAUAUA
Messenger RNA from Lathyrus oleraceus (garden pea), 1210 nucleotides. RefSeq lists its product as uncharacterized. The transcript has 2 exons. The coding region runs from base 72 to 965 and encodes 297 amino acids. The record is from RefSeq and is a predicted model, not a curated record. NCBI's taxonomy places the organism in Eukaryota, Viridiplantae, Streptophyta, Magnoliopsida, Fabales, Fabaceae.